This is a messenger RNA of Melopsittacus undulatus (budgerigar), 1354 nucleotides long. It is a transcript of the gene PLPPR1, whose product is annotated as phospholipid phosphatase related 1. Gene Ontology annotation, cellular component: plasma membrane. The transcript is spliced from 8 exons. The record is from RefSeq and is a predicted model, not a curated record. Lineage: Eukaryota; Metazoa; Chordata; Aves; Psittaciformes; Psittaculidae. Gene Ontology annotation, molecular function: phosphatidate phosphatase activity. Bases 164 to 1141 code for a protein of 325 amino acids. Gene Ontology annotation, biological process: phospholipid metabolic process; signal transduction; phospholipid dephosphorylation.
CCCCCUUCCACCGCACCGAGGCGGGAGAGCGGACCACGAUGCCUGGCCGGCGGGUGCUGCCCGCCCGCUCGCAUGGAGACAGCCGCCCGUAGCGGGGCUGCCGCGCUGCACCGCGGGGAUAAUAAAGUUUUGAAUGGUGCCUCGCCAAGAAGUGUGAUGAGAAAUGGCUUUAGGAAACAAUACCCAGAGAAGCUAUUCCAUCAUCCCCUGCUUCAUCUUUGUUGAGCUUGUCAUCAUGGCUGGAACUGUUCUGCUCGCCUACUACUUUGAGUGCACCGAUACUUUUCAGGUGCAUACUCAAGGUUUCUUCUGUCAGGAUGGCAAUUUGAUGAAACCAUACCCUGGGACAGAGGAUGAGAGCUUCAUUUCACCUCUUGUGCUCUACUGUGUGCUGGCUUCAACUCCAACAGCUAUUAUUUUUAUUGGUGAGAUAUCCAUGUAUUUCAUAAAGUCAACCCGAGAAACCCUUAUUAUCCAAGAGAAAACUAUUUUGACUGGGGAGUGCUGUUAUCUGAACCCACUGCUUCGAAGAAUAAUACGUUUUAUAGGAGUGUUUGCAUUUGGACUUUUUGCCACUGACAUAUUUGUAAAUGCUGGUCAGGUUGUGACUGGGAACUUGGCUCCCUACUUCCUGACUGUAUGUAAACCCAACUACACUGGAAAUGACUGUCGAGCCCAUCAUGAGUUCAUAAACAAUGGCAACAUCUGCACUGGGGAUGUCAGGGUGAUUGAAAAGGCAAGGAGAUCAUUUCCAUCCAAACAGGCUGCUUUGAGCAUCUACUCAGCUUUAUAUGCCACGAUGUACAUCACGAGCACAAUUAAGACAAAGAGUAGCAGGCUAGCCAAACCUGUGCUGUGUCUGGGUACCCUCUGUGCUGCGUUCCUCACUGGGCUAAAUCGAGUUUCUGAGUAUCGAAAUCACUGUUCGGAUGUGAUCGCAGGCUUCAUCUUGGGGAGUGCUGUAGCUUUGUUUCUGGGGAUAUGUGUUGUCCAUAACUUUAAAGGCACUCAUGGAGCCCCUUCUAAACCGAAGCCCGACGACCCACGAGGAAUGCCGCUAAUGGCCUUUCCAAGAGUGGAAAGUCCUCUGGAGACAUUGAGUGCACAGAAUCACUCUGCCUCUAUGACUGAAGUAACCUGAGAUGGAAGACUUGGCAACUGAAGCUAUUUUUUAUUACCCCCUCAGUACAGUACUCCAAGACACAGUUACUAACUGUCUAACUGCGAUGACCAGUAUUAUGUUAUGUCUAGUUAGAGGCUAAUGUUUUGUACUUUUUUUGUAUGAAGAAGUGAUGUAGCUUGCCCUGAUUUUUUGUCAGCUUUAAUAUUAUUAUGCCAGAAUUUAAAAGGAAAA